GUGUUACCCGGGGCGGGAGUUAGAUGGGAAUCGCGAUAAACACGUGCGAGUACUUGUACCUGGCCUCGAAGUGCACCGGUGUAUAUCUUUCGGUGAUGUGGACACGUGUGCAUCGCUUUUUGUGCGCUUGUGAGCCAUCAUCUACUUUGGCUUUGAAGCAGUUUGUAUUCAAUAAGUGACGAGAAUUGAGAAAGCACAGAAAGUUAGUCUAAGUCGGUAUUUUUAUCGAAAGAUUGCUUGUUGGUCCAAGCUUCACUCGGCGAAAUGAAGGUUGGAUUUCUUGGUGCAGGAAAAAUGGCACAAGCCCUUGCCAAGGGAUUUGUUGCCGCAGGUUUAACCAAGGCAGAGAAUGUCAUAGCUAGCUGCCCAAAGAGUGAUAAUUACCUCUUGGAAGACAUGAAGAAGGACGUCUCCGGCUGCCGCACCACGCACGACAACCUGGAGGUGGUGGAGCAGUCGGACGUGGUGGUCAUCGCCACCAAGCCGCCCGUGGUGCCCAAGGUGCUGCAGGAGGUCAACCCGGCCGUGCGGCCGCACAACCUCAUGAUGUCCAUCGCCCUUGGCAUCCCUAUCAGGAACCUGGAGCAGAUGUUGCCGCGCAAGACACGCGUAAUACGCGUGAUGCCCAACACGCCGUCACUGGUGAAGGCCGGCUGCACCGUCUACAGCUGCGGCACCAGCACGCUCGAGGACGACGGUCAGCUGGCCAAACGCUGUUUCUCGUCGGUGGGAUACUGCGAGGAGGUGGCUGAGGUUCUGAUCGACGCCGUGACCGGCCUGAGCGCCUCCGGGCCCGCCUACAUCUACCUGAUGAUCGAGGCCCUGGCCGACGGCGGCGUCAAGAUGGGCAUCCCGCGGCCGCUGGCCUACAAGCUGGCGGCGCACACCCUCAUCGGCGGCGCCCAAAUGGUGCUGCAGACCGGCAAGCACCCGGGCGCGCUCAAGGACGACGUGUGUUCGCCGGCAGGCUGCACGAUCGAGGCCAUGUACUUCCUGGAGCGGUCUGGUGUGCGCGGAGCCAUCAUGGAGGCGGUGGUGUCGGCGGCGCUCAAGUCGAAGGAGACGGGUCAGCGAAACUGACCGCUCCGGCUCCAGCCCCGGCUCCGGCUCCAACACCGGCUCCGGCUCCGGCUCCGGCUCCGGCUCCGGCUCCGGCUCCGGCUCCGGCUCCGGCUCCGGCUCCGGCUCCGGCUCCAGCUCCGGCUUAGGCUCCAGCCAGCGGACCGGUCCGCGAGCUUGAAAAGAGGAAGGACGGAGCUGGCGGUGAAGGGAGCGCACCGGGGCGGCGGAAGGCGUCAGAUGGAGCCGGAGUGAGGCCUGUAACGCAGUCAGGCCUGCUGAAUGGCCUCAAAUCUGGCGGCUGACCCGCGCUCGCUGGACCCGGGCCUUGCCAGUGGACAGCAAUGCGUGGGACCACGGUCUGAUCCGUUAGGGCAGCGCUGGGACCGCGCUGUGGGCGUGGUCUGUCAGAACGGUGCGGGGACAGCCAGAUAGCGUGUUUGACUCUCCUUCAUUUGGAGACAUUGUUGCGAAGGAUCAAGGUCAUCUCGCGCAUGCCUGCCUUCUUCAGAUUUGCAAGCUUUACAAAGCGAUCUGACCGCAUGCCAAAGGGAUGUGUUUUUGGGUUUGUCAGGCAGCUUUCUCGGCCAAAAGUUGUGAUGCGCGUGUCUUCACGUGUUAUUCGUGCCUUAUCGGUCGUUUGAACCCGUAGGUGUGAAACGACGGAUGCAGCGCUGCUGCGCUCAAAAAGGUGUAACAUGGCGUACUUCUGCGUGUUGGUUUUGGGGAAUCCUGUACAGUGUCUUGAGGCCGCUGGUGGAAGUGUCGAAAGUUGGAGGCCGGCCGUGCCGAAGGUGUCCCGCCGGCUGUGCUAUGGCCGGGCGCGUGGGUGGCAGCCUCGCGCCGACCGUGGGACUCGGAGGGUGUGCGGGGAUCGUGAUCCGGCGUCCGCACGCCGCGCUGGACGUCUGCGUUCUGUGCAAUAGGCGGCGAAUGGCGACGUGGGUUGUCCAUGCUGUCCACUAGGGGUGGCUUUUGCAGGUGCCAGGUCCAGUUGUGCACGGAGCUGUGAGUCGGUGCUUGGUGUUUUAUAGAAAGACAGGAGUUCAAGUGUGUUGUGAUCUUUUAAGACGGCAUUGCUGACAAUGCAACUCCAAGGAGCUCCGAAUACGAACGCUAACGAAAAACCCUGAAUUCAUUAAUCUACAAAUCUACUAUGCGAAUUUCCGCGUGAAGAGGUCUAGUCAGAACCCACGCGCAUGUGUCCGUCUGACUGCCAAACUCUAUUUUUACAUAUUUUGCUUUUAUUUGAAUGCUAUCUGGCCUGACUAACGCAUGACCAAGGCGCACACCACUUACCAUCGUCAUACACACCAGCAAACUACGCAGGGCAGCCAACGUGUGCCGGGUGCGCCGGCGACGCCGAGUUAUUCACCUUGCAUGUUCGUCGGAAAGGCAACCCUUGAUUAGGGAGGCCGGUCAGAAGCCCUUACCUUUGAGUUCGGUCUUGUGUGCGCUGCAUUGCCCGUACAGUAGUGUUUGCCCAAUAUACCUUUGAACACCUGA
This is a messenger RNA of Pollicipes pollicipes, 2565 nucleotides long. Its product is annotated as pyrroline-5-carboxylate reductase 2. The coding region runs from base 265 to 1080 and encodes 271 amino acids. The transcript is spliced from 6 exons. Gene Ontology annotation, molecular function: pyrroline-5-carboxylate reductase activity. Gene Ontology annotation, biological process: L-proline biosynthetic process. The record is from RefSeq and is a predicted model, not a curated record. Lineage: Eukaryota; Metazoa; Arthropoda; Thecostraca; Pollicipedomorpha; Pollicipedidae.